Messenger RNA from Porites lobata, 7918 nucleotides. The record is from the annotation of a GenBank genome assembly. Lineage: Eukaryota; Metazoa; Cnidaria; Anthozoa; Scleractinia; Poritidae.
AUGACUGAUGUCCCACCACAUGCGCAAAGAAGUAAUGAGUUUCUUUAAAAAGUUAACAUGGGACACAUUUAACCACAAAUACAGAUGAUUCAAUCCACAUCACAAAGGCUUGAAUAUUUUAUCAUAGCUUACACAUCUGGAUCCAAAUAGGCAGGGUAGUGCAAUUUAAGCAUCUUGUGAUCAUCUCGUCAGAAUACAAAGUAUCGAUUUGCUUAAGUUAAAUUAUCUUUGUAUCAUGGAAACAAUAAACUAACACUUCACUCAGAGAGUCAAAGUAUGCAACACAUUGGCAUCCUUUAUGAGCCCGCAAAUAGUCAUGGUACUUAAAAUUUUAUAUAAUAUAAUAAUAUAAUAAAAUAUUUAUAUAGCGCUUAUACUUUUAAGUUCUAAGCGCUUUACAUUACUUCAAAAAGGUCUGAAUAAAAAAUAAAAAUCCUAAAAUCAUUACAUAUAUACAUAUAUACAUAUAUACAUAGUCACAAAAAUACAAAAUAAAAAAGCUAAGAUAGUUCAUAAACUCGUUUAAAAAGAAAGGUCUUCAAAUUAGAUUUAAACUUAUUUACAUCAUCGAUCGACCUAAUGUCAACAGGCAAAUCGUUCCAGAGUAUAGGGGCGAUGACUGAAAAAGCCCUGAAACCGUAUGUCUUUAAGUUAUAGGGUUUAAUAACAAGACGCCACUUGUCUGAAGAUGAUCGGAGGUACCUCGCAGGUUCAUAAACAUGGAUUAAUAUAAUAUAGGUGCAAUUCCGUGAUGUAAAUCAAACCAAAAAUUAUUGCCAUCAUUAAGAGGGCAAAACAAAGCCGCUGGUCAUAUAUAAAUUACAUUUCUUGUCUGCUUUAAAUAGUUCUUUUAGGAUUUCCACCAAAACAGCUUAUGUGGAAGAAUAAAGAUGAUGUAAUAUCAUCUGUGGAUGUCAGAUCUGGAGAUACAUUAAUAAUUGAGGAAGACAAAAAUGCUCCAAGACCAUCACUGGAUGGUUACAAGAAAUCUUUAAGCAGUGCAGCACUUGGAAAAAUUUCAAGAAAGUAAUUAUUAUUUUAUUAUAUCCAUUUUGUGAACUUCCAUCAUAAUUUGCAGUUCAUAACAGUAUUUAGGGCACAUCACAAGGAACUAGUCAAGAUGGCUAAGUGCAGGGAGGUUCAAUGUGGUUCAGUGGCAUAAGUGGGUCAGAAUUAAUAAAGAUCCCAAAAUUUAAUUAACAGGUUUGGAAGUGUAUCUGCUAUCAAAAAUUUGAAUGAAAUUAUUUUGUGAAAUUAGUUAUUGUGAAAUAAUAUUUUGCAGGUGGGGGCAGCAAAUGAUUAAAACUAUGUAUUAAAUGGAACAUAACAGGUAUAAGCAUUCCUUUUGAAAGGGAGGAAACCAGUUGAUUAUUUACAAGCAUGGCUGAGGAUUCGAACUUGAGAUUUCUGCUAAGUAUCAACUCAACCACACUACGCCUUCAUCACAUACUUGUACAAUAUAUGGUCUGUUUGUUGCACUGUUUAGUUGGUCUUUUUUUCCUUCAUACAUAGAGUUGUUCCAGCUGAUAAUUCCUGCCUUUUUGCAAGUGUUAGGUAAGAAAGGUACAGUGCUAUGUUUGUUUAACUGCACUUUCAGAAUUAAUUCAAGCUUAAAGCCCUAAAAUGUAAAGAUAACUGAUUUCCUACUUUGACUCUGAACUCCAAUCAUGAAUGACUGCAGUUUCCACAGAAUUGAUAAAUUAUCAAAAAAUGCAGAGAAAAUUGAACAGAACUUUGAUACCAUGAAAUGGUUAAAAUAGUGGAGUACUUUACUUCUAUAGCAACACCUUUAUGUUAUUUUCUUUUAGCUAUGUUAUGCUUGGUGUGACAUCAUUUGCCUCAGAGCUAAGACAGCUGAUAGCAAAGUGUGUUUCAAGUGAUCCUCAAUUGUACAAUUCUGUGUUUCUGGGUCAAGAAAACACUGAGUACUGUAAAUGGAUACUGGAUGAGGAUCACUGGGGAGGUAUUCUAACACAUCUCUGUAUACUGUUUUUAGCUGCAUGCAUGCUUAUGCAAUUAAACAUUAAAACAACACAAAAUAUUGCAUAAACAAUUUAAAACUGUACAACACUCCUCUAUAGUUGUAAGUAGGCUAGAUGUCUCCGAAAUGUUAUUUAUCAGUCAGUAUACAAGUAGCAGAUUUUUGUGAUGAUAUUAUAGUACUUCAUUGGUAUUUAAUUUCACAGGUACUUAAUUGCACGAUUUUGGCAAAGAGUAUUUCAUGGGGUUUUAUUUUCUCAAUUUCAACACACAAAUAUGAGAAAAGCGCAUUAAAUUUUGUGAUUUAAGUGUUCUCGACUUUAUUUAUUUGUGAAAAAAGUCUGAAAGUUUUCAAAUGUCUGGUUAAACUGAAAAAGCAAAGUGUGAAUGCAAUUAACUUCACUUACUGAAGAUACAACAAGUACAGCAAGUACAACAGUUAAAAAGUUAUAUUGUUGGUACUUAUCCUGUAUAUGACGGCUAGUUCAAGUUAAUUUUCUUUUCUCUGAUUUGAAUUUGUAUAGGUAAUGGUAUGAUUUGUAGUGAUAUUUGGCAUAAAUACCACCAGUGAUAUUUCAAAAUUGUUAUAUGUAAUUUCACAAGCCGUUAGGCGGGUGAAAUUUGAGACAAUUUUGAAAUAUCAGGAGUGGUAUUUAUGCCAAAUAUCACGUGCAAAUCAUGCUAUUAUUUGUUUAUACUACUACCAGCAAACGGUUUGUAAUUUUCACAUGUAGGUAUUUCAAAUUAAGCUGAAAUACCACUGCUCUAAGCCAAUCAAAUUGCAGAAAUUCCUCAUGUAGUAGUAUAAUGUACAUGUAUAUAAGAAUGUAAUUGCGAGGGCUUAAAUUUUGUGAGCAUUUAUUUUCACAAUUUUUUUUGUAGUCCCGAAAAUCGUGAAGUUAAAGAGUCACAAAUUAAGUACCAAUAAGGUAUUUUAAGACUCAACUCAAAAAGUUCACUUUUUUGUCUUUUUUCUGCAUUAACCUUUUACAUUUCUGUAUUUUUUUUAACGAUACUCAGGUGCUAUUGAGUUGUCAAUCCUUAGCAAACAUUACCAAACAGAAAUUGCUGUAGCUGAUACAGAGUCAGGAAGAGUUGAUAGAUAUGGUAAGAUGCAAGGUAUAGACGAUCUGGGUAGGAGAGGACUCCAUUAGUACCUUGUGUUUAUAUGGGGUAAUCAUCACAUAUUCUGAUUGGCCAUCCAAAUCGAAUGGUUCAAAUCAUUCUGUUUUGAAAGUUUGGUGGUUCAUAUUCGAGGGGGUGCAAUCUACCCUUUUUACUCUUGGCUCAUUUGGCUACAGUUUGUAUUUGGUACUUCUCCCAGGAGUCAAAUAAUUUGAAUCCUUGAUACAUAAUUGCAACCAACCAAGAACUUGAAGGGAGGGAACCCUUCUUUCUCCUUGGUUUUUUCUUAGUACUGUACUUUUUGCACACCUUUCAUGGAUCUAUUAGCUCUGAAAGAUGAUCUGUCCCAAGGCGGGAAAUGUUUGUAUAAUCCUUUCACGAAGUGAAAAUAUCUGCUUCAGCCUUUGAUUACAAACAUUUCUGUUUUUCUCCCUACAUCCCAGCUUGUUGGUUGUGUACUGCUAGUAAACCAAUGGAAAGUUCUUUCUAUUGCUUGUAAUUGCAGGAGAAGGGUGUGGUUACAGAGACUGUGUAUAUCUGGUGUAUGAUGGGAUUCAUUAUGACCCUGUUGCUGUUCCAAGUUCUAAUAAUUCAGCUGAGCCAGUACAAACUGUGUUCCCGGUCACAGAUGAUAUGAGGCUUGCUGAAGCACUUGAGAUAGCUGCAGAGGCUAAAAAGGUUAGCUAUUCAGACCUAAUACAGUCAGUGCAAACGGCAGAGCUACAGGUCCUAGCGUCUGUAUUACAAUUCGUAUAAAUUAAUUUUUAAUUUAAAACAAACUAAACAAAAGCUUUGUUACAAUUAAGUUAAACGUGGACGAUUAGAGACACUUCAAAAUUUGACCUGUCAACUUUCAAGUACCUACCGUUACAACAAAAGUACCGCUAAAAGAGCAGUGUUUUGCAGUUUACUCCAUUUUAUAUGACAUGCGCACCCGUUUAUGGCGCUGGAAAAACACUCAGGAUUGUGUUUUACAAAAUUUCUCGAACACGUUCAACCGUUCACAUUCACCCGUAUUUCCUGUUGUCUACCCCUAAAUCAACUUACAUGUAAGCUUUUCACCUUUCUUUUCCAUUCCCUGAAUGAUGUAUUGUUUCUUUGCAAAACCAAAACAGCUUAUGUGGAAGAAUAAAGAUGAUGUAAUAUCAUAUGUGGAUGUCAGAUCUGGAGAUACGUUAAUAAUUGAGGAAGACAAAAAUGCUCCAAGAGCAUCACUGGAUGGUUACAAGAAAUCUUUAAGCAGUGCAGCACUUGGAAAAAUGUCAAGAAAGUAAUUAUUAUUUUAUUAUAUCCAUUUUGUGAACUUCCAUCAUAAUUUGCAGUUCAUAACAGUAUUUAGGGCACAUCACAAGGAACUAGUCAAGAUGGCUAAGUGCAGGAAGGUUCAAUGUGGUUCAGUGGCAUAAGUGGGUCAGAAUUAAUAAAGAUCCCAAAAUUUAAUUAACAGGUUUGGAAGUGUAUCUGCUAUCAAAAAUUUGAAUGAAAUUAUUUUGUGAAAUUAGUUAUUGUGAAAUAAUAUUUUGCAGGUGGGGGGCAGCAAAUGAUUAAAACUAUGUAUUAAAUGGAACAUAACAGGUAUAAGCAUUCCUUUUGAAAGGGAGGAAACCAGUUGAUUAUUUACAAGCAUGGCUGAGGAUUCGAACUUGAGAUUUCUGCUAAGUAUCAACUCAACCACACUACGCCUUCAUCACAUACUUGUACAAUAUAUGGUCUGUUUGUUGCACUGUUUAAUUGUUCUUUUUUUCCUUCAUACAUAGAGUUGUUCCAGCUGAUAAUUCCUGCCUUUUUGCAAGUGUUAGGUAAGAAAGGUACAGUGCUAUGUUUGUUUAACUGCACUUUCAGAAUUAAUUCAAGCUUAAAGCCCUAAAAUGUAAAGAUAACUGAUUUCCUACUUUGACUCUGAACUCCAAUCAUGAAUGACUGCAGUUUCCACAGAAUUGAUAAAUUAUCAAAAACUGCAGAGAAAAUUGAGCAGAACUUUGAUACCAUGAAAUGGUUAAAAUAGUGGAGUACCGUAUUUCCAUAGCAACACCUUUAUGUUAUUUUCUUUUAGCUAUGUUAUGCUUGGUGUGACAUCAUUUGCCUCAGAGCUAAGACAGCUGAUAGCAAAGUGUGUUUCAAGUGAUCCUCAAUUGUACAAUUCUGUGUUUCUGGGUCAAGAAAACACUGAGUACUGUAAAUGGAUACUGGAUGAGGAUCACUGGGGAGGUAUUCUAACACAUCUCUGUAUACUGUUUUUAGCUGCAUGCAUGCUUAUGCAAUUAAACAUUAAAACAACACAAAAUAUUGCAUAAACAAUUUAAAACUGUACAACACUCCACUAGUUGUAAGUAGGCUAGAUGUCUCCGAAAUGUUAUUUAUCAGUCGGUAUACAAGUAGCAGAUUUUUGUGAUGAUAUUAUAGUACUUCAUUGGUAUUUAAUUUCACAGGUAUUUAAUUGCACGAUUUUGGCAAAGAGUAUUUCAUGGGGUUUUAUUUUCUCAAUUUCAACACACAAAUAUGAGAAAAGGGCAUUAAAUUUUGUGAUUUAAAUAUUCUCGACUUUAGUUAUUUGUGAAAAAAGUCUGAAAGUUUUCAAAUGUCUGGUUAAACUGAAAAAGCAAUGUGUGAAUGCAACUUCACUUACUGAAGAUACAACAAGUACAGCAAGUACAACAGUUAAAAAGUAAUAUUGUUGGUACUUAUCCUGUAUAUGACGGCUAGUUCAACUUAAUCUUCUUUUCUCUGAUUUGAAUUUGUAUAGGUAAUGGUAUGAUUUGUAGUGAUAUUUGGCAUAAAUACCACCAGUGAUAUUUCAAAAUUGUUAUACGUAAUUUCAUGAGCCGUUAGGCGAGUGAAAUUUGAGACAAUUUUGAAAUAUCACGAGUGGUAUUUAUGCCAAAUAUCACGGGCAAAUCAUGCUAUUAUUUGUUUAUACUACUACCAGCAAAAGGUUUGUAAUUUUCACAUGUAGGUAUUUCAAAUUAAGCUGAAAUACCACUGCUCUAAGCCAAUCAAAUUGCAGAAAUUCCUCAUGUAGUAGUAUAAUGUACAUGUAUAUAAGAAUGUAAUUGUGAGGGCUUAAAUUUUGUGAGCACUUAUUUUCACGAUUUUUUUUGCAGUCCCGAAAAUCGUGAAGUUAAAGAGUUGCAAAUUAAGUACCAAUAAGGUAUUUUAAGACUCAACUCAAAAAGUUCACUUUUUUGUCUUUUUUCUGCAUUAACCUUUUACAUUUCUGUAUUUUUUUUAACGAUGCUCAGGUGCUAUUGAGUUGUCAAUCCUUAGCAAACAUUACCAAACACAAAUUGCUGUAGCUGAUACAGAGUCAGGAAGAGUUGAUAGAUAUGGUAAGAUGCAAGGUAUAUACCUUGUGUUUAUAUGGGGUAAUCAUCACAUAUUCUGAUUGGCCAUCCAAAUCGAAUGGCUCAAAUCAUUCUGUUUGGUGGUUCAUAUUCGAGGGGGUGCAAUCUACCCUUUUUACUCUUGGCUCAUUUGGCUACAGUUUGUAUUUGGUACUUCUCCCAGGAGUCAAAUAAUUUGAAUCCUUGAUACAUAAUUGCAACCAACCAAGAACUUGAAGGGAGGGAACCCUUCUUUCUCCUUGGUUUUUUCUUAGUACUGUACUUUUUGCACACCUUUCAUGGAUCUAUUAGCUCCGAAAGAUGAUCUGUCCCAAGGCGGGAAAUGUUUGUAUAAUCCUUUCACGAAGUGAAAAUAUCUGCUUCAGCCUUUGAUUACAAACAUUUCUGUUUUUCUCCCUACAUCCCAGCUUGUUGGUUGUGUACUGCUAGUAAACCAAUGGAAAGUUCUUUCUAUUGCUUGUAAUUGCAGGAGAAGGGUGUGGUUACAGAGACUGUGUAUAUCUGGUGUAUGAUGGGAUUCAUUAUGACCCUGUUGCUGUUCCAAGUUCUAAUAAUUCAGCUGAGCCAGUACAAACUGUGUUCCCUGUCACAGAUGAUAUGAGGCUUGCUGAAGCACUUGAGAUAGCUGCAGAGGCCAAAAAGGUUAGCUAUUCAGACCUAAUACAGUCAGUGCAAACGGCAGAGCUACAGGUCCUAGCGUCUGUAUUACAAUUCGUAUAAAUUAAUUUUUAAUUUAAAACAAACUAAACAAAAGCUUUGUUACAAUUAAGUUAAACGUGGACGAUUAGAGACACUUCAAAAUUUGACCUGUCAACUUUCAAGUACCUACCGUUACAACAAAAGUACCGCUAAAAGAGCAGUGUUUUGCAGUUUACUCCAUUUUAUAUGACAUGCGCACCCGUUUAUGGCUCUGGAAAAACACUGAGGAUCGUGUUUUACAAAAUUUUUCGAACACGUUCAACCGUUCACAUUCACCCGUAUUUCCUGUUGUCUACCCUUUAAAUCAACUUACAUGUAAGCUGUUCACCUUUCUUUUCCAUUCCUUGAAUGAUGUAUUGUUUCUUUGCAGAAACGUCAGUUUACAAACUUGUCCAAGUUCUCCCUUCGCUGUCUAGUUUGCAACACACCACUGACCGGGCAACAGGCAGCCCAAAAGCACGCAGCCUCAACUGGGCACACAAACUUCGGGGAGGUCUGACAAUACAGAAUGCCAGCCGCGCGCUGAACUGAUGAUAUCGGGAAACCUUUUUGCGUGCGUCCGAUUAUGUGAGGGAAUGCAGUGAGAACGAGCUGUUUAGUCCAGUCAAGUGUCCAAAUUUGGUAAAGGCUCUUUAUGUGAGGGGAUUUUGAUCUUAGGAAAAGAAAACGGUUUCCUUCGUUGCUAAAAAAAAAGACAUUUAAAAUUUGAACAUGGAACUUUAAAUGCCUGUAGACACGUUGCGGGCGGUGCCGCGAUUGCAAAACACGUAUGA